AUGAAGAAUCAAAAAGUAACAAAGAACAUAAUAACAAAAAAAAAAAACGUAUCUUUAUUAAAAACAGAAAAAAAAAAGAAAAGCAAAUCUAAUAAUUUAAAACAUAACUCAUAUGUGAUAGAUACAUUAAAUAAAGCAAAAAGCAAAUAUAAUGAAGGAAAAAAAAGUGCAAACAAUAAUGAAGAAAAGGAAGAAAAAAAAAAAGAAAAAAAAUUAGGGGCAAAAAAUAACAAAAAAAAUAUUAGCAUGUUUGAAGAUCAUAAUGAAAAACAAAAUGAGAAUAAAGAAAAAAAAAAAUUAAAUAAAAAUCCUGGAAAAUUAAUAAAUAAAUUUAUAGAGAAGAAAAUACCAAAAAAUAACAAAAAGGAGAAAGUGAAUAAAUCUAACAAGGAUAUAAUAAGAAAAAAUAAAAAAAAAAAAAACAUUGAAAACACAUUAAAUAAUUACAUAAAAAAGUUUGAUAAAAAUGGUGCAAAAGACAAAAAAGUAAAAAAAGAAAAUAAAAAUAGUAAUAAUAAUGAUAAAAUAUAUAUAAAAAAUGAGAAAGGAAAAAGUACUAAAAUCAUAAACAAUGAAAAACAUAAUAAAGAGAAUAAUGUAAUAAAAGAAUCAAAAAAUAAAGAUAAAAAAAAUAUUAAAAAAAAAAAGAUAAAGAAGAAAAAAGAAAUUGAAAAAAAUAACAUAAAUAAAAAUAAUUAUGAAGUAAACAAAAAAGAAAAAAAAAAUUAUGAUAAUAGUCUAAAUAAUGAUGAAAUCGUUGUUGAUUUUGAAUUAAUAGAUCCAAUUGAUACAUACAAAGAUAAUAUAAGAAUAUUAUUAAGAAACACAGAAUUAUAUAACGAUAUAAAAUUUUCAGAAAAGUUAAUUAGUAUAAUUUGCGAUCAGCAAAAUAUUGGAAAGUUUGUAUGUGUUUCAAAUGAAAAAGAUAACAUAAUUAGCUUUUUAACAAUUAUUAAUCUAAACCAAUAUGAUGAAAUAAAAAGUUUAAAAGAAUUUUUAUUAAGUAAAAUAAAGAAAAUAAAUGCCAAAGAAUUUCAAGAAAGUAUAAAAGAAUUAACUAAAUUAAUAUCAAGUAAUAAAAAUGUAGGUUUACUCAUUAAUAGUAGAAUAAUAAAUUGCCCAAUUAAACUAAUCCCUUUAAUUCACAAAAAUGUCAUUGAUGAUAUAUCUUGGUCGCAGGAUUUAGAUGAUAUGGAUGAAGAUGAAAAGAAAUUUUAUUUUUUUGAUUAUAUACUUUUUUAUACAAAAGUUUAUAAAAAUUUAAAUGAUGAAUUAAUUUUUUCUAAUUUUGAAGAACAGUAUUUCUUUGAACAUAAGAUACAUUAUGUUAUGUGGAAUAAUAAUAAUAUUAAGAAAUUUUAUGAAAUUAUAAAUAAUAAAAAAAAGGAAAUGAACUAUAAAGAAUAUGUUAUUAUUUUUGCUAUUCCUUUUGAUAAGAUAAAUGAUGCAAUAAAUAAAUUUUCUCUUUAUUUAAGAGAGUAA
Molecule: messenger RNA, 1482 nt
Organism: Plasmodium relictum
Lineage: Eukaryota; Apicomplexa; Aconoidasida; Haemosporida; Plasmodiidae
Product: protein BCP1, putative
Exons: 1
Coding region: 1-1482 (493 amino acids)
Cellular component (GO): nucleus
Source: RefSeq, a predicted model, not a curated record